This is a messenger RNA of Mirounga angustirostris (Northern elephant seal), 2127 nucleotides long. RefSeq names its product ubiquitin-ribosomal protein eS31 fusion protein-like. Lineage: Eukaryota; Metazoa; Chordata; Mammalia; Carnivora; Phocidae. Gene Ontology annotation, molecular function: protein tag activity; structural constituent of ribosome; RNA binding. Gene Ontology annotation, biological process: translation; modification-dependent protein catabolic process; protein ubiquitination. The record is from RefSeq and is a predicted model, not a curated record. Gene Ontology annotation, cellular component: cytoplasm; nucleus; ribosome.
GAGUAUAGAGAAUGCUAUAAAAUAGGGAAGUGUUGCUCACUGUUUAGGAGCUCUAGACUCAGAUUGCUUGAAUUUCCAAUUCUAGCCCUGUCUACUUACAGUUUGUGACCCUGGACAGUUUCCUAAUCUAUAUAGCAGGAAGAAGAAUAUUAACCCCAUUGUAAGGCUAUUGAGAGAAUUAUAUAUUAGUACAUGUAAGACCCUUAGUGCAGGUAUCUAUUGUUUUAUUAUUUUCAUUAUUAACCUGGGAUGUUUUGUGAUAUAUCUCCUCUCUUCCAUUCAGAGGAAGCACCAGCCUAACAUUUCAGUUAGGUUGAAAAGUAAUUUAAAUCUUUAUUCCAGCCUCUCAAAAAUGCCAAAGGGGAUAGCAUUCAUACCAUACUGUAAUACUACUUAAAAUCUGAUUUCUCCAUUUUUGAUCAAUGUCUUUGCAUGGUUAAUCCCAGACUUCCUUUUCUUUUUUAAAACUUGCCAAACUCAUAAUUUGAAUGGUCUCGUUCUUUUUGUCUUUUCCUCCCUUUCUCAAAUUUAUUCUUCCCUUUUCCAGGAGUAUCCAUCUCCCUUUAACUCUCUCCUUUGCCUGUUUGCGCGCUUUAGUUCAGACAUUAGUUCAGGACUUGGCUUAAUGGCCUGGCCAUUAAGAUUAUUGCAUUCACCUGACCUCAGUGAUUAGGGCAGCCAUCUUUGUAAACAGUCAGUGCACAUUACUAUACAUUACUAUUUACUGUCCUGGCUAUUGAUAAAAGAUGGCAUAAUUCUGGUCUUUAAGAAGCUCAGACUAGGCUUUCCUUUCCGAUCUGCCAUCUGCGGUGGAACCGCCUCCAAGAUGCAGAUUUUCGUGAAAACCCUUAUGGGGAAGACCAUCACUCUUGAGGUUGAACCCUCGGAUACAAUAGAAAAUGUAAAGGCCAAGAUUCAGGAUAAGGAAGGAAUUCCUCCUGAUGAGCAGGGACUGAUCUCAGCAAAGGCACGCAUUGACUACAACAUUCAAAAGUAGUCCACUCUUCAUCUUGUGUUGAGACUUCGUGGUGGUGCUAAGAAAAGGAAGAAGUCUUAUACCACUCCCAGGAAGAAUAAGCAUAAGAGAAAGAAGGUUAAACUGGCCAUCCUGAAAUACUAUAAGGUGGAUGAGAAUGGCAAAAUCAGUCGCCUUCAUCAGGCGUGCCCUUCAGAUGAGCAUGGUGCUGGAAUUUUCAUGGCUAGCCACUUCGACAGACAUUAUUGUGGCAAAUGUUGUCUGACUUAUUGCUUCAACAAACCAGAAGACAAGUAAUUGUAUAUGGGUUAAUAAUAAAAGACAUGAACUAACAUUUUAAAAAAAAGCUCAGACUAAUUGAGGAAUACCAACGUGUAAACAAAUGCGUGUAGUAUUUCUCUUUAUAACUCCCUCCCUUUCUCCUGGCUUCCAUCUAAUACACAUUUCCAUUAUAUACUGUAUUACUUCCUUUGUAAUCCUUAACCACAUUUAUUAUCAGUUGUUUAAUGUCUUUAGUCCUCAUUAGAUUAUAAAUUCCAUCAGGAUAAGGACUAUAAUUAACUGUUGGAUCUCUAGUACCUAGCACUCUGGCACAUAGAGGUGCUCCGUAAAUGUGGGUUGAAUGAAUGUUUUAACUGUAGUAAUAGAAAAAUAUAGAAAGUGAAGAGGGAAUGAUUGGUUUACUGAUGGGGUAGUGGAGACGUAAGCCUGGAUAAAUGCACAGGAUUGUUGAAACACCUUGGUGUAUUUUGGGAACUGUAAGUAAUUCACUUUUGUUGAAACAUGAUGUAUGAGGUGGGAAGUGGUGGUAGAUGAAUCUGGAGAGAGGGUGAAGGCCAAAUCAUGAAGAGCCCUGAAUGCUACACCUACAGGUUGGGGAGCCAUUGACUGGUUUUAAGUAGGGAAAAGAAUAUAUUAGCUGCAAAAGUGAUAUAUGGAUUGGAGGAGAAUGAGAUUAAAGAAGAGAAACUGGUUAGGAGGCUAUUUCAGUACAGAUGAAAGAUACUAUGAAAGCCUAAGGUGAAAAAGAAAAAUAUGGAAGAAGCGAGGAGAUGGAGACCUGGUGUGCAGAAUUCAUGUGGACUCAUGGAGAUUUCCACUGUAAAUUUAAUUUUGUUUUAGCAGUAGAGACAUUGUAUUAGCCACUUUUU